Molecule: messenger RNA, 1572 nt
Organism: Pelmatolapia mariae (spotted tilapia)
Lineage: Eukaryota; Metazoa; Chordata; Actinopteri; Cichliformes; Cichlidae
Product: potassium voltage-gated channel subfamily A member 7-like
Exons: 2
Coding region: 1-1572 (523 amino acids)
Biological process (GO): protein homooligomerization; potassium ion transmembrane transport
Cellular component (GO): voltage-gated potassium channel complex; membrane
Molecular function (GO): delayed rectifier potassium channel activity; protein binding
Source: RefSeq, a predicted model, not a curated record
AUGGAAAGCAGGGAUCCACAGUCCAGUGAAGGAGAAGGCAGAGGGAAAGAGAGCGAUGGGGAGAAGGACAAGCAUCUGAAGGACCAGUUCGACAGUGAGGAGAAAGGAGAGAAGGAGAUCAGGGGAAACGAGAAAGAGAAGAAGAAAGAAAAGCGUUGCUCGAGGUCUCUAUGGAGGAAUGGAUGGGCACUGAGUGAAAGACUGGCCAUCAAUGUAUCAGGGAUGCGUUAUGAAACUCAGCUUCGCACCUUAGCCCAAUUCCCUGACUCCAUGCUUGGCGACCCCAGACGAAGGUCACGCUACUUUGACCCACUUCGAAACGAGCUCUUCCUGGACCGCAAUCGAGCCUGCUUUGAUGCCAUUCUGUAUUUUUACCAGUCAGGGGGUAGGCUUCGGAGGCCUGCAAACAUACCCCUGGAUAUUUUCAUGGAUGAGCUGAUAUUCUAUGAGCUCGGAGAGGACAUCAUGAACCGCUUCAAGGAGGACGAAGGUUUUCCAAAAGAAGAGGAGAGGCCUUUGCCAUCCAACAGACUCCAGAGAAAACUGUGGAUGCUGUUUGAGCACCCAGAGUCCUCAUCGGGUGCACGCAUCAUCGCCAUCAUUAGUGUAAUGGUAAUCGUGGUGUCCAUCCUCAUCUUCUGCCUGGAGACACUGCCUGACCUCAGACAUGACAGAGAGGAGCAUCACUCCCAAGCAAAGAACAUGUCUGAGAACAUGCCUGCUGCAUCAAGUUUUUUCCACGAUCCCUUCUUUAUGGUGGAGACUGUGUGCAUAUGCUGGUUCUCCUUUGAGCUCAUCAUGCGAUUCGCUUGCUCCCCCAGCAAAAUGCACUUCUUCAAGGAUGUCAUGAACAUCAUUGAUUUCAGUGCUAUUCUGCCUUAUUUUGUCACUCUGGGAACAGAACUGGUCAAAGACAAUGAUGCCUCUCCAGCCACGUCCUUGGCCAUCAUCAGGGUCAUCAGGCUGGUGAGGGUCUUCAGGAUCUUCAAGCUGUCUCGUCACUCCAAGGGCCUCCAGAUUCUUGGUCAGACACUGCGGGCAAGCAUGCGAGAGCUGGGUCUUCUUAUCUUCUUCCUGUUUAUUGGCGUCAUCCUCUUCUCCAGUGCUGUCUACUUUGCUGAAGCUGACCACAACAAAACAGACUUUGUCAGUAUACCACAUGGCUUCUGGUGGGCAGUUGUCACCAUGACUACAGUAGGCUAUGGUGACAUGUACCCUGCAACAGUGUGGGGCAAGAUGGUGGGCUCCAUGUGCGCCAUUGCUGGUGUUCUUACCAUCUCGUUGCCUGUUCCUGUCAUUGUGUCCAACUUCAGCUACUUUUACCAUCGAGAGACUGAAUGCGAGGACCGAAGUGAGUACACUCAUGUCGAAACUAGCCUAUGGGAGGAUGAGGAGGCCGAACGAGAGGAUUUUGAGGAAGAUGGCCAGGAUCCAGAGGGAGAUUAUUAUGCCAGUGAAGGUAUUUGCAGCCCUCUAAAUGGGACUUUGCUUGGUGGACUGUGUACAGGACAGAGUAUAGAGUACAGGGGAGGAAAUAUGUAUCUGAGGGAACCACUGGUUACUCAAGUUUAG